Molecule: messenger RNA, 2511 nt
Organism: Pseudomassariella vexata
Lineage: Eukaryota; Fungi; Ascomycota; Sordariomycetes; Amphisphaeriales; Pseudomassariaceae
Exons: 2
Coding region: 1-2511 (836 amino acids)
Source: RefSeq, a predicted model, not a curated record
AUGUCGUUGCAAUGGAAAGAUCUAAAACAGGAGUACGUGGAGGAACAUCAACAGCGGUCCAGGCAUGGUGCCGAACAACCCGCCCUCUCCUUCCGCGACUGGAUUCUCCAACGGCAGCGCAGCAGCGACGAGCAAGUCGACGCGCUCCUGCGCAAAAAAAUGACCCAAGGCUGGACCAACCAAAAGUUCAUCGAAAACGUCGAACAGAUCCGCGAGAUCAACACUAGUCACUACCUGGAACCCGAAUGGACCACGCCGACGUACUGGCUGCAAAUGAGUAACGUGCCUGCCGACAUCGUCCCGCCCUGGGACAAGGUCCUCCGCAGCAUCAACGAGAACGUGGCCAAAUAUGACCUGACGCAACAGGAGGACCUCCCGUCUCGCCAACUCGUGCCGGCACAGAAGUGCAGUGUCUGCCAGGAGAUCAGCGUGGUUGAUCAUUGGGGCUGGGCGCUGCACGAAUUUUCCGGCGAAGAGGAGUUUACGUACUGGUGUCCUACCCCGGGCUGUGCGUGCAAACUCGACACAAGGACUAUUGAGGACGCGCAGGUGGAGUAUAAGAAGAAAGCCGCGAGACGGAAGCCGUCCCUUAUUAGCAAGGAUCAUGGCAUGGUGGUCAAGACCGGGGUUGAGAAUAUUGUGUGUCCUGAUUGUAGACAUACGCUGUGCAUUGCGUGCGGAUUGAUCAAACAGGGUUCGGCGAAGAAGAGCUGGCGGAAGCUUAUUGAUGGGUAUGUUGAUCCGAUCUCGAAGUACCCCGGAUCGGAGCCUUAUAAGAGGGCUGCGAAACGGGGUGGGUAUGUGGAUAAGUCGAUGAGGGAGCUGUAUACUCCACAUGACCCGAAUUCGGUGGAUGAGAAUAAGCUAGUGCCGAAGAUCAAGGAUGACUUGGAUGAUGACUAUAUGAAGAUCAAGAUAAGAGAGGAGGGCAUGGAGGGUUCGGACAACGAACCUAUUGACCAACUUCUGAAAAACAUCCCUGAUCUCGACAAGGAUGUGGUCGCCCUUCCGAAGGGCAAGAUAGUCGGAAAGCAGCAGGUUUCGAAGGCCAGGGUUGUCGGGCCAAGGGUUGCUCGAUUCGAAUUUAACGGGCUCGCCACGACGGACCUGCCCGACGACUGGUUCAAGAUCCGGAACCAGGAGCUCUAUCACUUCGCCGUGUCUGUUGUGCAGAAGUGGUUCGGGGACAUUGAAUUCCCCAAGGACUAUGACGGCCAGUCGGUUUGGCUGGAGGAGUUGGGGCCGCAGUUCAUUCAGUACGCCAAUGCGGUUGCACAUGAAGACAUCCUCCUCGGCGGAUGGGAGGCCAUCUUGAAGGAUAAGGAGCAGCGCAAGUGGCUGGUGACGGGGAUCAUUGCCCAAAUUAUCGAGAGGAAGAUCUACAAUGACUUGAUGUUUGGGGCUGAGCCCGAGCUGGCCAAGGAGCUGGAGAUGCAGGAUCUCGACUUUGCUGAGACGGAAGGAUACUCCCGCACCAAAUUCGGCACCCACACAAUCAACAUGUACUUACGCGGCCGCAAACUCCCGCGGGACUUCUGGCCCGCAGUCGAUGACCUCGCCGCGCGCACGAUGUUGAUCCUGAUUCCCCUCUGCAACCUCCUCAGCUACUUCAAAUCGCCCGCCUACCGGUCCACCUCCUUCGCUCUCUUCGAAGACUUACACGGCCUCAUCGCCCAAGCGGCGUUUUUCUCCGUCUGCAUGCGCCGCUCCCCCAAUAUCUUCCACAUCCUUUCCGCCACACCCGGGGCAAGAAUGGAUUAUUCCAUUGAAAGCCAGGCUGAUUACGAGCCUUACCGCCGCUCCAAGGAUUUGGCUGAACAACUUAAUAAGGAAUGGGAGGCGGCGCAGAAAGAGGAGAUUGAGAAAGCGGCACCUAGUCGUCGCGCCGAGGUCGAUAGGGAGUACAGGAGGCAGCAGUACCACCGCCUGCGCGGCGCGCGCGUCAAAUUCGCUGUAUGGCCCAUGGUGAAGCGGUAUAAGCCAAUCAACGUUGGCUUGGGAACAAGAAGACGCAACCACCGACUGCGCGCCGGCAUACCGGACGGAGAUAUUAUGGAAACGGAGGAGGGCCAGAAGAUCGUCGAUAUAGGCAAGUGCAUCGUUGUGUAUUACCAGGGCCUCAUGUACCCGGAUACGACUGCCAACCGUGGCCGGCCGUUCUACGAGAAGGUUGAUGGGUUGAGGCUCAUGACGUAUGUUAUGGUGCAAAAGGACAUUCAGAAGAAGCUUGCGGGCCCGAAGAGAAGGAUGAUUUCUUUAGUGCUUGUGUUGGCAAUUUAUAUUGUGGUGUGGUACUGGUGGCAAGAGGUUUGGCGCGAGGCCAGCAAGCUGAAUUUGAGUCCCAGAGAUGCGGUCGUGCAUUUGGGGAAGAAGGCGCAGUGGGCGAAAGAGUACUGGAUGCCAGUGCCGGCUUUGUUCUUUGAUUCUUCGAGGCAUGCUGUGGCUACGUUCGUUUUCUUCACUCUGCCUGCAUUGCUGCUUACUUGGGGUUUCAUCAAGUUUACGUGCUAG